GCCAUGUGACUUAAAUCGUAACUUUCGAUUUCAGCCUACUCAAUGAUAAGUUUUCGCACUGCAUGGUUAGUAAGUCAUGGUCUGUGGAACUGUACACUGAGACUCACAUUUAUUUUGUGAAACGAAAGGACUUGUUUGUGAAAGUGAGAGACGUGAAGGAAGACAUUUUAUCUUCACAUUUAAAAUCUGACCAACCAAUGUCUGAUCACUGCUCGCUUAGGCCAAUUAUUUUGCAUUUGGGUAGUUAUGUGAGAAGUGAGGUGAACAGUUUUAGGCCUGAGCCUGGCUUUGCGACUAUAUUGUAUUCAAAUUAAACAUAUGAAUCAAAAACAGCAAUCGCAUAGCAUUGUAGCCCUGUCGACACAACUCCAUGACCUUCAAGAGUGGCACAGUGUGAUGCGACAGAGAACACACCAGCAGUCAAGUUUCAUCCGCUUUUCCUCGAAACGUGCGUUUGAGGGGGGGUUGGGCAGUCGAGUCCCUACGCUACAGUGGAGUGUGCCAUAGCUUCCUGCGUGUUUUCUAGGGACACCUAAUCUAUGGUCCUCCUCCCUAACGUCACGACCCCAUCAAGUUCGUCGUGGUUGGCCAAGCAGCGGUGCCAGACAAUACACUCGGGCAAGAGAUGUGUUAGAACUGGAGCAUCUUAACUACCAGAACAUCUCUGGAUAAAGGGGGCUCAAUUGGAUAAUGGAUUAACGCAUCGGAGAUUAGAAACGUUUGCAGCCUGCUUUGAACUCCAGAUGUCAUUCUGUUGGAAGAAAUCAGCCGGCGACGAAUUAGUUGACUGAACACGCACCGGUGCGGACCAGAAGAGAGCGUGGGUAAGAGCGUUGUUCGGAGACUUACAGGGUCUACUUAAACCCAAAGCUGCUUGGAAUGAACUGAGCCUUUCCCAGCAGUGUACACUGACCAAGGCGCACGUACCCGCUCUGAAGGGGUUGCACAUGGUCAGGAGGAGCGCUGUGAAGUCCGCCACUGCUGGACGAAGCUGACAGACUGCGCCUCUACGCAUCAGACGAGGUCUCUCCACGGUCAACUGAACAGAAUUAAAAUAAUUAGGAAAUUUACUAUUAACUCGUCUAGGCUAGUCUUUAUCGACCAAACCUUUUGGCAGGUUUUUUUUUGUUGUUCUUAUAGUUUUUUUUGUUGUUCUGCAACACUUUAUACUUGGACGAAAGAUUGCAUUUUAUCCCCUGAGUCCAUUGCCUAGAUGAUCAUGUAUUUUCUUUCGAAGGUGACAUUUUUCUCCGGAUUCAGGCAAGCAUCGGAAACUCAAAAAGUACUGCGUUGAUUUGCUGCACGAGCAUCAAUCACAGAGCCAAGGUGUCUUGUUUGUAGAAAAGGCAGACAUGUUUAAUGUAAAAAGGAAAGUAAUGUUACUCUUGGGAGUUUUUUUCAUCGGCUGUGCUGGGAUAGUGAGAGGCUUCCCCCGAUAUCAUCAUAGCCAAACCAGCAAACUACAGGAUGGAGUUUCUCCCGAGGCAAAUCUGGAGAUGCCUCCCAGGGAUGAGCAUCAUGCCCACGGGCCACUGCAUCACCUGAACCAGGUGCAGAACGUGUUGCAGGCGCCGCACCGCCACAAGAGGAGAUGGUCCCAGCACCGCUCCUCUGGGGUCCUGCCCAAGCCCGAACCCGAGGAGGAGACCAAACCUUUCGUCCUGGAUCUGAAGAACUUUCCGGAGCUGGCCAACGCCGACAUCAGUUCUCAGAAUCCAAACAUUCAGGUGACCAUUGAAGUGGUGGAUGAUCCUCAGAUGGAAGUGGAAAUGGACUUGCCCAGAGAGACCAAGAACAAGUGGCCUCCCAUGCAGUCUUCUUCAUCUUCAGCAUCAACCACUUCCUCCUUCUCCUCCUCAUCCUCCUCUUCAGCCUCCACCACAUCUUCCUCAUCCCCUUCAUCCACCGUGGACUGGCUGGAAGGGAAGAAGCUCUUUUGGCCACUGUUCUGGGGAUACACGGACACAGACUCCUCAAGCGAGGACGGUACUGGGCGCUCAGGCCUGGAGGACGCGCCCGAGGAGGAAGAUUAUCUGCUGGAGUACGACAGUGGGGAGCCCCUGCCCAGCGGGGUGGGGGGCGGCGGCAGCGACUGGGAUAGCCACUGGAAUGAGGGAUGGGACUCCACACAGGGCUACUACGAGAAUGCCGGUAACGAGGAGUGGAGUUUAUGGUCCUCCUGUAAUGUCACCUGUGGUCAUGGGCACCAGAUCCGUACACGGUCAUGUGGUUACUCGUGCACGGCAACAGAGACCAGGACCUGUGAGCUUGAGCCAUGCCCUGAUGAUUUGAAUACGGUGUCAGAUUUGUUCCCAUUUGAGAUGGUGAAUGGUUCAGAACCUUUUGGAACAGAUGUUGACAGUUGUGAGAAGUGGCUGAACUGCAAGAGCGACUUCCUUCAGCGCUACCUCCAGCAGGUGCUGUCAGAAUUACCCAGCUGCCCUUGCAUCUACCCUGAGGGCUUAGCUUAUACAGCGGUCAGCAUCGUCGACGAAGGCCACGGUCGGACCUUCCGCUGGCGCGAUGCCAGCGGCCCAAAGGAGCGCCUGGACAUCUACAAGCCGUCGGCGAGGACGUGUGCGCGGUCAGCGCUGUCGGGCGAGGGCACGACACUGGCGGCGCAGCACUGCUGCUACGACGAGCGCGGGCGGCUCGUAACGCGGGGGAAAGGCGCCGGCACGCCCAACCUCAUCAGCACCGAGUUCUCGCCCGAGCUCCACUUCAAGGUGGACGUGUUGCCCUGGAUCCUGUGCAAGGGCGACUGGAGCCGCUUCCACGCCGUGCGACCGCCCAACAACGGCCGCGGCUGUGCCGCCAACCCCCACGAGGACGUGUUCAUGAACGAGCUGGAGGAGGCCCGAGAGUACUGAGCCACCGAAACCGAACCAGAACCGCACCGUACCAACCCAGCCUGAAGCAACCCGACCAAACCCAACUGACCCGAGCCGGACAGAACUAGGAAACGCUCAAGCAAGAGCUAAAGGAGCCUUGAUGGAAUUGAAUUGCCAAAUCAAUCCAGACUGUAUCAAACAAUUAAAAGAAAAACUCAUCUUGAGUCAGAUUAACUCUAUCCAACCCUUUCCUUUGUUCUUGCUCAAGGCUCAACGCAAGAAAUAACUGGCAAGUCACCAAACCAACCCAGCCUAGCAUUAACCAGUCCAACACUGACUUAACCAACCGCGUCCCAAAACUAGUUCCUUUCCCUUCACUCCACCAGAACCUACAUUCCUAUGGUGUUCCAUAUCACAGUCCUCUCUCACACAGUGCUUCUACCAACUACUAACUUAAAAUGCACCCAAACAAGGACUUUUGUAGAUGCCUUUGUUGGUCUUGCUUCGAUCAUGCAUGCAUGCAUGGGCUUGUGAGCACUGUAACUCUUAGAUCAUGCACAUUAAGUUGUAACCUUGACAGCUCAUAAGCAUGACACUUUCUUGUUGUUGUUUUUCUGGUGUUGUGGCUGGUGAUGUGUCUAACUCAAACACCACGCAGUAACUGUCAGUGCCUGCAUGUUGUGCUCAUAGUCCUGGCAAAACAGCAUUUAGAGAUUGGACAAUACUUUGCCAAUGUUGGAGGUUUUACAGAGUUUGUAAAUUAUAGCUCUGCACACAUGCUCUCUCUCUCUCUCUCUCUCUCUUUCACACACACACAGAAAGUAUAUUUUCAUAUCAAUGCCGCUGCUAAGAUGGACAGAAAGGACAUCAGAUAUGCUAUGUGAUGUGAUGGGGUGAUUGCCACUGAUAUGUAGACGUGCACUUGAUAUUUGAUCAGCCGUGAGUCCUUUAAAGUUUUUUUUUCCAACUCACACAUUUGAAGAGUGGAAUUCCUGACGAGCCUCUACAACUCUGCAGUGGGUUUAAAUGUUGGACAGAGUUCCUAGCUGAGCAGCAUCAAUCCAGCCUGAUCAAACACACAAGCCUCUGUUUGUGUGACUGGGGCAAGCCGUUCGACUGUGGGAAGCUUGAACAUGGGGAAACUAUUUUGGCUCAGAGCUCUUCUCUGGCCAGCCGAGCCCAACAUCGCCACAAUGUGGGGAGGAGAGAGAGACCGUUGUUUAAGCUUGUUGUCUGUGCUAAUGGUAGUGCUCAAGCAGGGCCCUUUAAUUUGGUGACAUGACCCACCCAGGACACGGUGGACCGUCCACUCAUGAAAACAUUAAUUCCAACAUCAAAUAUCGAAAAGUCCCUCACAGAUGGGUCAUUUGCUCCAUUACUGACAUACCAAUAGGAAACAAGUGCUCUUCUUUGUUCUGAAGUCUGUUUUUUUUUAUUAUCCUCAAAUCAGUCACAAGCAACAGAUUGUUGGUCUCUCAACCUCAGUGCUUGGGGGGACACCUGAAGGACAUUCAUUUUCACUGUUAACUCAGGGGGCGCAUCUUACUACAGUUAGAGUCAAUGUACCUCUGCAAUGGAGCACUAAUGUUACUUAGCAUCAAAGGGGAAGGAUGAAUGUUAGAGAGUAAUAUACAUGGCUAAUUUAGUUGGUAUAUGUGAUGGUCUCAGAAUGAAUGUUGACAUGCAGUUGAUACUAUUUGUGCAUUUACAUGACAGCCCUUUUGCAAUCUGUUUACAUAACAUGCAGUCUUUGACGAGCAAUUAACCUGUCAUUCAUUGUAUAUGUUAUGUUAUAUUAUUAUAAUGAUUAUUAUUAUUCAUAUAUGUCAUAUACAUCGCUUGAGGCCUGUAUAAAACUUGUGGACUGUUUGCUCCAGACCUCUCAUCAGGAACAUAUGAUUUUACGGUGUGUGCAUAUGUGCAUCACAUUCACUUACUAUGAAUGGCACUUUAUUUAAAGUAUAUAUAGAAAUGAACAUGUCUAUGAGUAUGAAUUGUUCUAUGUUCAUACAGCAAUUCUGUUAUUGUGAAGGGAUGACUUGCUGCAUUCUUUCUUAUGAAGUGCUCCACGUCAUUUAAGUAAUUCCAUUGAUUAGUGGUAGGGUUGUACCUGUACAGUAUUUAUUGUCUAUUUUGUAACGUUUUAAGCUUUGAACUGAUGCUUCUGUCCAGACGGUGCACUACUCGAGACUGAGAUCCACAGGUCAAAAGGGAAUUCAUAUGCCUCAUACCACUUCAAUAGCAAUGACUGUAUUGUGAUCAAAAGAAAACAUUUUGCUUCAUUUGUGUAUCAUGUGCAGCAUUUUCCUGACUUUCACUGCAUUACACAAUUUAAAGAAACAUGUUGUGAUAAAUACAAAGAUGUGUAUGAAGAUAAUCUA
Messenger RNA from Alosa alosa (allis shad), 5212 nucleotides. RefSeq names its product isthmin 2b (gene ism2b). The record is from RefSeq and is a predicted model, not a curated record. The transcript has 6 exons. NCBI's taxonomy places the organism in Eukaryota, Metazoa, Chordata, Actinopteri, Clupeiformes, Clupeidae. The coding region runs from base 1353 to 2870 and encodes 505 amino acids.